This is a messenger RNA of Euleptes europaea (tarantolino), 1886 nucleotides long. It is a transcript of the gene DNAJC11, whose product is annotated as DnaJ heat shock protein family (Hsp40) member C11. The transcript is spliced from 16 exons. Bases 24 to 1706 code for a protein of 560 amino acids. Gene Ontology annotation, biological process: cristae formation. The record is from RefSeq and is a predicted model, not a curated record. NCBI's taxonomy places the organism in Eukaryota, Metazoa, Chordata, Lepidosauria, Squamata, Sphaerodactylidae.
CCGAAGGGUGAGAGGUCGGCAAGAUGGCGGCCGCCUCCUCAGGGGAUGAGGUGCCGGACAACGAGGACUAUUACUCGCUGCUGAACGUGCGGCGGGAGGCCUCUCAGGAAGAGCUGAAAGCCGCCUAUCGCAGGCUGUGCAUGUUGUACCAUCCAGACAAGCACAGAGACCCGGAGCUUAAAAGGCAGGCCGAGCAGCUCUUUAACCUUCUUCAUCAGGCUUAUGAAGUGCUUAGUGACCCACAGACAAGAGCCAUCUAUGACAUAUAUGGGAAGAGAGGCCUCGAAAUGGAAGGAUGGGAGGUGGUGGAGAGGAGGAGGACGCCCGCCGAAAUCCGGGAGGAAUUUGAACGUUUGCAGAGAGAGAGGGAGGAGAGGAGGCUUCAGCAGCGGACUAACCCCAAGGGGACAAUUAGCGUCGGAAUAGACGCCACCGACCUCUUUGACCGCUACGACGAGGAAUAUGAAGAGGCGCCCGGGAGCAGUUUCCCCCAGAUCGAAAUUAACAAGAUGCACAUAUCCCAGUCCAUUGAAGCCCCGCUUACGGCCACGGACACAGCGAUCCUGUCGGGAAACCUCUCCACGCAGAAUGGGAACGGAGGUGGCUCUGUUAACUUGGCGCUUCGGCGGGUGACAUCUGCCAAAGGUUGGGGAGAGCUGGAGUUCGGAGCCGGAGACCUGCAGGGCCCUUUGUUCGGUCUGAAAGUGUUUCGGAAUCUCACGCAAAGAUGCUUCAUCACGACAAACUUUGCGCUGCAGUUCUCCUCCCACGGGAUGCGGCCGGGCUUUACCACGGUCCUGGCGCGACACCUGGACAAGAACACUAUGGGGUACCUGCAGUGGCGCUGGGGCAUUCAGUCAGCAAUGAAUACAAGCGUUGUCCGGGACACAAAAACCAGCCACUUCACAAUGGCAUUUCAGCUGGGUAUCCCUCACUCCUUCAUGAUGGUCAGCUACCAGCAUAAGUUUCAGGAUGAGGAGCAGACACGGGUGAAAGGAUCUCUCAAGGCUGGCUUCUUUGGGACCAUUGUGGAAUAUGGAGCAGAGCGGAAGAUCUCCAGGCACAGCAUCCUCGGAGCCACCGUAAGCAUCGGCGUCCCCCAGGGGGUGUCUUUGAAAAUCAAGCUGAACAGAGCCAGCCAGACCUACUUCUUCCCCAUUCACCUGACGGACCAGCUGCUACCCAGUGCGGUCUUCUACGCCACCGCGGGACCCCUUGUCUUCUAUUUUGCAAUGCACAGACUCGUCAUCAAGCCCUAUCUCAGGGCCCAGAAGGAGAAGGAUUUGGAGAAGCAACAGGAGAACACUGCCAGUGAUAUUCAGCAGAAGAAGCAAGAAGCAGAAGCCGCUGUGCGGUUGAUGCAGGAAUCUGUCAGGAGGAUAAUCGAGACUGAAGAAGCGAAAAUGGGCCUGAUCGUAGUGAAUGCUUGGUAUGGGAAGUUUGUCAACGACCAGAGCAGAAGGAACGAGAAGGUGAAGGUCAUAGAUGUGACAGUGCCCUUGCAGUGCCUGGUGAAGGACUCCAAGCUCAUCCUCACAGAAGCAUCCAAGGCUGGUCUGCCCGGGUUCUAUGACCCUUGCGUCGGGGAGGAGAAGAGCCUGAAAGUGCUCUACCAGUUCCGGGGAGUUCUGCACCAAGUGAUGUCUGCCGACAACGAAGCCCUUAGGAUACCAAAGCAAUCUCACCGGAUAGAUGCGGAUGGCUAAUUUGGCAGCGAAGCAGGAAAGAUGCCAGGUUCUAUGCCAGGGGUCAGUAGAAACUGUGCCGUCUUUCCUUCCUGGAUUCACGAUGUCUUCAGGGCCCCUGGAGACGCUUCUAAUUUUAUGAUCUUUUCAGAAAGGCUGGUUUUUACACCAAUGACGUUACGGGACAAAUGAAACGAAGCG